CAACCUUUCAUUUCAGUUCAUUCACUCUCACUUCUCCUUUCACAUUAAAAUGCAAGGCCUCCGCCGCUGCUCAAACGACGUCGUACACCUCGACCUCACCACUCCCACGCCGGCCACAACCAACUCCUCCACCACCUCAUCCUCCUCCUCGCUCUCCAUCGACGUCGAGGAAUCCACGGAGGCGCGUAUCCAGCGGCUCAUAUCGGAGCACCCGGUGAUCAUCUUCACGCGCUCCUCCUGCUGCAUGUGCCACGUCAUGAAGAAGCUCCUCGCCACCAUCGGAGUCAACCCCACCGUCAUCGAAUUGGAUGACCACGAGAUAGCGGCCCUCCCGGACGCCACCCGCACUCCCGCCGUCUUCAUCGGCGGUGCCUCCGUCGGCGGCCUGGAGUCCCUCGUCGCCCUCCACGUCAGCGGCCACCUCGUCCCCAAACUUGUCCAAGUCGGCGCCCUCUGGGUAUGACCACCACCCACCACCACCGUCAAUAAUAUAUUUUUCAUAAUCGCCACCAUAUAUAAAUAUAUAAAAAUAUAUAAAAAUUAUUUACCUCCAGAAAAGAAGAAAAAAACUAAUUGUAUAAUUUUUAGUCCUCCUCUCUAUGUUAAAUGAAAUCUCUCUCAAUUCACCA
Vigna angularis (adzuki bean) is the source of this 629-nucleotide messenger RNA. Its product is annotated as glutaredoxin-C6. The record is from RefSeq and is a predicted model, not a curated record. Lineage: Eukaryota; Viridiplantae; Streptophyta; Magnoliopsida; Fabales; Fabaceae. The coding region runs from base 50 to 463 and encodes 137 amino acids. The transcript has a single exon.